Molecule: messenger RNA, 2484 nt
Organism: Rhincodon typus (whale shark)
Lineage: Eukaryota; Metazoa; Chordata; Chondrichthyes; Orectolobiformes; Rhincodontidae
Gene: p3h2
Product: prolyl 3-hydroxylase 2
Exons: 15
Coding region: 47-2107 (686 amino acids)
Biological process (GO): collagen metabolic process
Cellular component (GO): endoplasmic reticulum
Molecular function (GO): L-ascorbic acid binding; procollagen-proline 3-dioxygenase activity; protein binding
Source: RefSeq, a predicted model, not a curated record
AAUCAGCAGCAGUUCUGGAGUGAAUGGGUGGAGGGGCAAAGAAACAAUGAUGAGAACAUUUCUGAUCACGCUGUCCCUCUGCACUGUGCAGUGUCAGGAAGUGCUGAAACCGUUUGACUUGCUGUAUGAGGAGGGAAUCCAGGCGUAUUACAGAAAUGAUUGGGAAGGUGUUGUUCACUACAUGGAAGAGGCUACUCGCAGCUAUGCACAAUACAGGAGUAUUAAAGUACAGUGCCGGCUGCAGUGUGAGAAGCAGCAUAAACUCCAGGAAGCAGCCGAACCCAAUCUCGUGUCCUUUGCAGUUAUCUUAAGAAGAGCUCAUUGUAUCCAGGAGUGUGAGUCACGGCGAAUGGGUCCAGCUUCUAUGUAUAGGGUCAGUGAGGAGGUUGCACAUGAGUUCCAGAAACGUAUCGUCUAUAACUACUUACAGUUGGCCUAUUAUAAGCUCAAUGAAUUGGAUAAAGCAGCUGCAGCAGCUCACACAUUUUUCCAGGCGAAUCCUGAGCACAUGGAAAUGCGGCAGAGUCUGGAACGAUACAAGCUAAUGGAGGGAGUGAAGGAAUCUCACUUCAUCGAUCAGGAUUUGAGGCCAUACAUGGCAGCCUUCAGUACUGGUUUGAAACAUUACGAUGAAGAACACUAUGCCCUAGCUAUUGAUUCAUUUGAAGAGGCACUGACUCAGUACUGGGUCGCUGAGACUGAGUGCCGUGCAUUUUGCCAAGGACCACAAAAGUUUGAUGGUAACAAUUACCCAACCAAGAGUUCUCAUCUUUAUGCGCUCAUCGCAGAUCAUUAUAUCCAGGUCCUCCAGUGUGAACAUGACUGCGUGAGAGAGUUGGCAACACGAGCAGGCCGCCUUUCUCCCAUCGAGAACUACCUACCCAUGCACUACGACUUCCUACAGUAUUCUUACCACAAGGUUGGAAAUUACGAGAAGGCUUUGGAAGCCACAAAAUCCUACUUACUGAUUCAACCAACAGAUGAAGAUAUGCUGGAGAACCUGGAAUAUUACCAGAGUGUGCUGCAGGGUCAGGUGGAUAUGGAUCAGAUCACUCCUCGCCAAGAUCUGGUUUGGUUCAUGGAUCGCUAUCAGUUGGAGAAGGAGCUUCUUCAGUCAGUCAGCAGUGAGCUGGGAAUCAUCUACAUGGAUCCAAUUAACUGGACUGUCUCUGGAGCGAAACACGAAAAUCAGGAUCAUCCUGAGAGGCGGAUACCAGACAAGGAGGGAAGUUUAAAGGAGCCGGAAAUGCCAAUGAGCCAGAAGAGAAAGAUGGAGAGAAAGGUUCCGCAACAAAGACAAGAAGGUGGACCCUUGCUCUAUGACCGGGUAAAACUUGUCUAUGACUCGCAGCAAAUGAACGGGAGCCAACGAGUGCUCCUUGACGAUGUGAUCACUGCACAGGAAUGCCGCGAGCUGUUCCACUUGGCCAGUUCCAUUGCACUGGCGGGAGAUGGUUACAGAGGCAAGACAUCACCACACACACCUAAUGAGCGCUUUGAAGGAGCAACUGUCUAUAAGGCCCUUGUGUAUGGCUAUGAAGGUCGGAUCCCAUUGCACAGAGCCAGGUUAUUCUACGACGUUAGUGAAAAGGCUAGGAAGAUUAUUCAAUCCUAUUUCUUGUUGAACUCCACACUUUACUUCUCAUACACUCACCUCGUCUGCAGAACAGCUAUCGAAGGCCAACAAGACAAUCGUAAUGAUUUGAGCCACCCAGUCCAUGCCGAUAACUGCCUUCUUGACCCAGACGCCAAUGAAUGCUGGAAGGAACCACCAGCUUACACUUACAGGGACUACAGUGCUAUCCUGUACCUAAAUGGGGAUUUUGAAGGAGGUGAAUUUAUCUUUACCGAAAUUGAUGCUAAGACCAUCACGGCUGCUGUGAAACCACAGUGUGGUCGAAUGGUUGGAUUUUCAUCUGGAGAAGAGAAUCCGCAUGGAGUGAAAGCUGUCACCAAGGGCCAGAGGUGCGCUGUGGCUUUAUGGUUCACAUUGGAUCCACUCUUCAGAGAGUUGGAAAGAAUCCAAGCUGAUGAAGUGGUUGAGUUAAUAUCACUGGCUGAGAGACUGGAUGACAAGCUCAUCGUAAAUCCAAGGGAUGAAUUGUGAAAAAUUCUUCAUUCACAUAUUUAUUUAAUCUUCCCAGCGACCUUAAUAGAAUGUUCUAAUUUUCUGUACAAACUGUAAAAUUAAGUUGUCCAGAGAUACUUUCCCAGUGUUGAUUUUUGCAAAUUGAACUUUAUUGUAAGCUGAUAAUUACCUUAUGCUAGAGACUGAGUUCUGGGUUUUUCACUAAUAUUUGAACUGGAUUUUGCUAUCAGCUGUGAGAUGUACGUUUUAACACACAGUAACCCUCAGGGAAAAGAACAAGACACUUUGUUCAAGUAGCUGUGACAGAGGUUGUACCUCACAACCUUGGGACUGGCUGUGUGCAGCCUCCAAAUACACUGGCAGUGAGUCUGUGUACUUCCUGCUGCUCUGGGACU